AUGGUAUCCCAAGCAGGAGUGGGAGCGACCUCGGUAGAAGUCGCACUUAGGAUAAAACCUCUUACACUUGAAGACUUGGAGAAAAUGCCAAGUCGUUUUCAACGUCAUGUCAUUACGACAUCAUACACGCCAGGCCAGGUCAUAGUUGAAGCAGACAAAAGACAAACAUUUCAGUAUGAUUAUGUAUUCGGACCAGAUGCCUCACAAGAAGAAGUAUACGAGAAAUCAGUGAUUAACUUGCUUGGAAAAUUUCUGGAGGGCUACAAUGUAACAAUUCUAGCCUAUGGGCAGACCUCAUCAGGAAAAACAUAUACAAUGGGCACGGCUGAUAAUGUAUUUAUACCUCCCGAGUCAAAAGGAAUGAUUCCUCGUACAAUGUCCACGCUUUUCGAAAAAAUAGAAUCAGAACAAUGCAAAAAAUCGAAAUUUACGGUAAAAGUUUCGUUUAUUGAAAUUCAUAAUGAAGAUUUAAUUGAUCUCCUUGGAGAAGGCGAAGAGGAUGAAAGGCCACCGGUCACUAUUAGGGAAGACUCCAAAGGAAAUAUCUAUUGGACUGGCUUACAGGAGGUUAAAGUAAAUAACGUGGACGAAGUUAUAAGAUAUUUAUUACGAGGAUCAGAGAAUAGACAAGUAGGAGUUACAGAUAUGAAUGCAAAGUCUUCCAGGUCGCAUGCAAUUUUUUCAGUUACAAUGAUACAUAAAAAGUUUGUGCCUUAUGGAUCACCAACUACACCGUCACCUGACUCGUCUCAAAAUGUGGAUAUCCAUGAUUCACUUGCAAAAGCAAACACAAAUUUUGAAGGAUUUGAUGAUGGAGAAUGGGAGACAAUAACGAGCAAAUUCCACUUUGUAGAUUUGGCUGGAAGUGAGCGGUUAAAACGUACUGCAGCAAGUGGUGAUCGAGCAAAAGAAGGAAUAUCUAUAAACUCAGGAUUGCUUGCGUUAGGCAAUGUCAUUUCUGCCCUUGGCGAUCCAAGUAAAGCAAAGCAGAUGACUCAUGUUCCUUAUCGAGAUUCUAAACUUACACGUCUAUUACAAGAUUCUCUUGGUGGAAAUGCACAAACAUUGAUGAUUGCCUGCGUUUCGCCUGCCGAAUUCAAUCUCAAUGAAACAAUAAACACACUUAAAUAUGCAAACCGUGCACGUAAUAUCAAAAAUAUGGCUUCAGUGAAUAAAGAAGAAUCCGGUUGGAAUGAUGUUACUCACUUGCAAGGUUUGGUCAUAAAACUUCGUGCAGAAGUGUCUACUCUUAAAAACCAAAUUGCUAAUGCGAAUCACCAGCAACAACUUGGUACUGGAUAUACUAGUCCCGGAAGAGUUACGCCUACCACGCCUACUACACCAAGUGGGAUUAAACUUCCUACUAGAAGCAACUCAAUAUCGGUGAUUCCCGGGAGAAGUACUCCAACAUCCGGCAUUCCAGGGAGGAGUACUCCAACCUCUGGGAUUCCGGGAAGGAGCACCCCAACAUCCGGAAUACCGGGGCGGAGCACCCCAACUACAGGAAUGCCGGGACGUAGUAUGUAUAAUAAUAUUGGCAAUGGCAGGGAAUCGACAAAUCGGAUGAGACCUGGAUCGCCAUUAACCGCAUUCACACAUAAUACACAUAAUGGCAAUGCACAAUUGCACAAAGACAAGGAAGUGGAAGUUUUGGAAGAACAAUUAAUACAACUUCAGAGGUCUUAUGCGGAAUUGUCCAAAAAAUAUGCAAAAACUUCAGCAGAAUUGGCGAUGCAUCAAAAUAAUUAUGAUGAAUUGGAGAAUACUAAAAGCGAACCGCAAAUUGAAAGUUAUGAAACCAUGAUAUCGUCACUUGAAAGCAAUCUUGCGAUCACGAACGCGGCCUUGCUUCAUUCGGAAACAUUAUUGCAAGAACAGGAAAACCAAAUGAAAGAGUUAGAACAAGAGAACGAAAUAAAUAAAAAAACUAUAAGUGAUCUUCAGAGUCGUAUUGAGGACCUUGAGUCGAAACUUCAAAACCAAGAAGUUGGGACUCGGGUGAAAAUACAAAGCGAUGGUCGCCCAGAAAAAUUUAUAAGUGAAACCGUGCAAUUGUUAGAAAAACGGCUAGAAGAAAAGGAU
Messenger RNA from Acaulospora morrowiae, 2082 nucleotides. The record is from the annotation of a GenBank genome assembly. NCBI's taxonomy places the organism in Eukaryota, Fungi, Glomeromycota, Glomeromycetes, Diversisporales, Acaulosporaceae.